Messenger RNA from Perkinsus marinus ATCC 50983, 477 nucleotides. Its product is annotated as Malate dehydrogenase, putative. Lineage: Eukaryota; Perkinsozoa; Perkinsida; Perkinsidae. The annotation marks the transcript as partial. Gene Ontology annotation, cellular component: cytoplasm. Gene Ontology annotation, molecular function: L-malate dehydrogenase (NAD+) activity. The record is from RefSeq and is a predicted model, not a curated record. The transcript has a single exon.
GUUCAUGUCCCUGUUGUCGGUGGUCACGGUGGCUGUGCUAUUCUGGCUCUCUUCUCGCAUGCUACACCUUUUGUAAAGUUGGAUGAGAACACCAUCAAGGCUUUGGAUGAACAUGUCCAGACUGCUGUCACUGAAGUCGUCGAUGCUCUCGCUGGUGCAGGUUCGGCCUCUCUGUCUAUGGCAUACUCUGCUGCUGAGUUCAUCGAUACUGUCAUCCGUGGUUUACAACAACAAGGAGGAGGAGACUACCAGCAACAGAAGAAGGCCACGCCGUCUGCCUGCGCCUACGUCAGCUGGCCUUAUCAAGGGUGUGAGUUCUUCGCCCAGGUUACCAACUUUGGUCCCGAGGGUAUCGAAGGUGUACAGCCGAUCGACAACUUAAGUCCAUUUGAAGAAAAGAGGAUGAUCGAAACUGUCAAUAAGGUGAAGGGAGAUGUGGAGAAAGGUAUGGCUUACGUUGAGGCCCACCAGAAUUAA